CUCCUUCUUCCUCCUCUCAAGCAGCAGCAUCAUCAUCACCCGUCAGAGUUCAUCCAUGUAGUCUGCGCAUCCCCGUCUGGAUAAGUGAGCCCUGUUUCUCCGUUCCCCACGCGUGGAGCGCCAAGUCACGACAAGGCAGCGAAACAUUUGAGAAGUGAAGAUGACGAUGCUCCAGCGGCACUUGCUCUUCCUCCUCUCCAGCCUGGGCGCCAGCAUUUUUGGAGUGGAAGGGACAAAAAGCAAAGCCAGAGGUGGCCAAGGUCAGUUCCCAAUCACUCAGAACGUGACAGCGUUGGAGGGCUCGGCCGCCAACAUGACCUGCCGGGUGGACUUCAACGAUAACACCUCCCUCCAGUGGUCCAACCCCGCGCAGCAGACGCUCUUCUUCGGUGACAAGAAAGCUCUUCGGGACAACCGGAUCGAGCUGGUGCGAGCGUCGUGGCAGGAGCUCACCAUCCGCAUCAACGACGUCAGCCUGGCCGACGAGGGCCAGUACACGUGCUCGCUCUUCACCAUGCCCGUCAAGACCACCAAGGCCUUCCUCACCGUCUUAGGUGUGCCGGAGCGGCCCAAGAUCACGGGCUUCACCAGCCCGGCCCUGGAAGGCGAGAGCAUCAGCCUGACGUGCACCACGACGGGAAGCAAGCCGGCGGCCCAACUCCGGUGGUUCCGCAACGACAAGGAGGUCCAAGGCACCACCGAGGUGACGGCCUCGGGCAAGUCGUUGACGGUGAGGAGCAGCCUGCGCUUCCAGGUGGAGCGAGGCGACGACCUCGUGGCCUACACCUGCAUGGUGGAGCACGUCUCUCUGGCCAACCCUUACGUCACCACCGAAGUCCUGGAGGUCCACUAUGCUCCCCAUCUGGAGAUCACACAUUCGCUGAUCAUCCCGCAGGAGGGCCAGUACUUGAAGCUGGAGUGUGUUUCCAGAGGAAACCCCAGACCAGAAUGGGUGGUGUGGUCCAAAGACGGCGGCGACCUGCCCGACGUGGAGCGCAUGAUCGUGGAGGGCCCGGAGCUCACCAUCACCACGCUGAACAAAACCGACAACGGCACGUACCGCUGCGAGGCCAGCAACCAGCUGGGCACCAGCAGCGCCGAGUAUAAACUCUUUGUAUACGACCCCAAUGCCAUGGGGCAGCACGGGCCCGACCACGCCCUGAUCGGCGGCGUGGUAGCCGUGGUGGUUUUCAUCACCUUGUGCUCGAUCAUCGUCCUGGGCCGCUACCUGGCCAGACAUAAAGGCACGUAUCUAACGCACGAGGCCAAAGGCUCCGAGGACGCCCCCGACGCCGACACGGCCAUCAUCAACGCCGAAGGGAACCACAUGCACGCCGAGGAGAAGAAGGAGUACUUCAUUUAGGCUUUCCUUUUCUUUUUGGACUACAGACAUGCAGAUAGAAGCUGCCUCCGUGUCACGUCCUCCCUUUUUAUUCAUUUGUUUUACGCGUCGUCAUUCACAGAGCUUUUUUUUUUUUCCCCUUCUUAAUUUAUGACACGUUCCAGCGAUAUCGGUGCCAGUCAAAGCUGUUUCUUUGUUCAACACGUUUGUUAGCAGCAUUCGGGGAGUUUUUUUUUUCUUCUUUCUCCUCCACAAUAGCGCAAAGCAAGAUCCCAAAGUUGACCCUGAAACGCAAAAUGUAGAAGCACAAUCUUCAAUAGAUGAAAGGCUUUUUUUUGUUUUUGUUUUUUCCCCCGGGCCGGCAUUUGAAAAAGCACAAAUUUGCGAGGACGCCAACUGGUUCUUGACUCAGGAUUCAUAACGGGAUCAGAGAGGAAACAAAGCGUUCGGUCCACCCCCACUAAUGUGAAAGCCCCGACCGAGUAGGAGGAGGGGAGAGACACUUAACAUGUGCAUAUUGCUGUUAAAUACUUUUGCUAGAAUGUGAAUAUCGGUGAAGAAUAUUGUUGAUUAUUUCCAUCCCCGGCGCAUUUGUUUAUGGUUAUUGGUGCUGUCCAAUGAAAAGCACGUUAAAGAAGUAUUCUGUGGCUCUCGGGCUCCCUGUAGCGCCACGAGAAAGAAUCGUCGCCUUGUUAUAUUUCAUUUUGAAUAUUUAUUUGGAUCCUAUUUGUACAAUUGAUGGUGUAUUUUAUAUGUAGGUCCUGUUAAUUCAUUCACUGCCAUCGGUGGUGGCGACGCUAUAAUAUUUGAAUAUUGGUCACGGUGGUGGUACUUGAAGAGCUUGAAUACUUGUAGAAAGGAUAAGAACCAGUGCGUUCCAAUAGAAAUCCAUCACGUUCUUUGUUUAGCGGCUCACUUGGCGAUACGAGCUUUUCCUUGGAUAGCGACGGUGCUCUUUAUCCGAGCUGUUCCGUAAGAUUUUGCCGAAGGUAUGUAAAUACUAUGUAAGUAUUGAAUUUUAGUCAUGAAAAGUCAAUAGUUCCAACUUGAGUUUCAUAGCAUUUUCCAACAUGUUGUCGACGGACGGCUCUUUUCUUCUAUAAAGGAGGCUGAGGGGCCACUCGCAAAGACAAUGGAAUGUGAAUCAAGACAUUUGACAUGAGAUGACAUGUUAUGAGACUACAUUCGUAUUAAUAGGGAAAAAAACAGGGCCAAAUGAUUUGUGACCAAUUUAAGGGGGAAAAUGUCAUCUUGUGAGAAAAGUGCGUCAUACUCUUUUGGACUGUUCUGUUGAGGUCCAAAUGGGAACUUUAACCUUCAGUCAUGACUUGUAAAAAAAAAAAAGAAAAAAUCCUUUUCAGUGUGUUCCUCAUACUCUUCUUCAAACAGGGAUUGUAACGGAGGGCAGAAAAAAGACAAAAUGUAUGUAUUCAUCACUUCCCAUAUAAUACAGAUAUUCUACCUGUUAUUCCAAAAGUCCUUUUUUUUUUUCCCUUCUUCUGUGACACCACCCCAAAUGGACAAAAGGAUCACCGUUAUGGCCUUUGAGUUUGCUGCAAAAGCGUUGGUGAAUCAAACGUCAGCUAUCACUGUACAAAAAAAGGACCACCGACGCUCACCUUACUUCAUCGUGACAUAAAGAAGUCGUUUUGUAUAAAAAAGAAAAAGACUUUUCAAUUCGCUGUAAGUAAUUUGCUUUUUAUGAGGUUGGGGUAAAUGUCUGGGUGCGAGAAAAAGUGAGAUUUUUUUUUUUUUUUCCUUCUGCUUAAUAUUGAAUAUACAUUUUUCAACUAUGCCGAUGUAAAGCUGAAGCGAGCAAAAAAA
This is a messenger RNA of Syngnathus typhle (broad-nosed pipefish), 3166 nucleotides long. RefSeq names its product cell adhesion molecule 2-like. The record is from RefSeq and is a predicted model, not a curated record. The transcript has 10 exons. Lineage: Eukaryota; Metazoa; Chordata; Actinopteri; Syngnathiformes; Syngnathidae. The coding region runs from base 161 to 1363 and encodes 400 amino acids.